Molecule: messenger RNA, 14905 nt
Organism: Anolis carolinensis (green anole)
Lineage: Eukaryota; Metazoa; Chordata; Lepidosauria; Squamata; Anolidae
Gene: scn8a
Product: sodium voltage-gated channel alpha subunit 8
Exons: 27
Coding region: 195-6167 (1990 amino acids)
Biological process (GO): sodium ion transmembrane transport; membrane depolarization during action potential; neuronal action potential
Cellular component (GO): voltage-gated sodium channel complex; axon; plasma membrane
Molecular function (GO): protein binding; voltage-gated sodium channel activity
Source: RefSeq, a predicted model, not a curated record
GGAGGGGGGAAGCAGCGCAGGAGGGGAGGAGAAAGGGCUGUCUCUGAGCUCCAGAUUCUCCUGCUUUGCCCCCGAAGUGGGGGAGAGGAAAAAAGUUUGGAAAGGGCCGGAGAGACCCCCGGUGCGGCUGACUGACCAAGAGUUAACCUAUCUUGGGCGCAACAUAACUAAAGAAGUUUCUGCAGGAUGAAAAGAUGGCAGGGCGGCUGCUUGCACCACCAGGCCCUGAUAGUUUUAGACCUUUCACUCCAGAAUCCCUGGCUAACAUCGAGAAGCGCAUUGCAGAAGAAAAGAAGAAGAAGCGUCCGAAACAAGAGGGCAGUCACAGGGAUGAUGAUGAAGAGAGCAAACCAAAACCAAACAGCGACUUGGAAGCUGGGAAGAGUUUGCCUUUCAUCUAUGGGGACAUCCCGAAAGGCCUGGUUGCUGUACCACUGGAGGACUUUGACCCGUACUAUAUGACGGAGAAAACCUUUGUAGUACUAAACAGAGGCAAAACACUCUUCCGAUUUAGUGCCACACCUGCCUUGUACAUUUUAAGUCCUUUUAAUCUGUUUAGGAGAAUAGCUAUUAAAAUUUUGAUACAUUCAGUAUUUAGCAUGAUCAUUAUGUGCACUAUUUUGACGAACUGUGUGUUCAUGACUUUUAGUAACCCACCAGAAUGGUCGAAACAGGUGGAAUAUACAUUCACUGGUAUAUAUACAUUUGAAUCACUUGUGAAAAUCAUUGCAAGAGGCUUCUGCAUAGACGGUUUUACUUUCCUUCGAGACGCAUGGAACUGGCUAGACUUCAGUGUCAUCAUGAUGGCGUAUAUAACAGAGUUUGUAAACCUAGGCAAUGUUUCAGCUCUGCGCACCUUCAGGGUACUGAGAGCUUUGAAAACUAUUUCUGUAAUUCCAGGCCUGAAGACUAUUGUGGGAGCCUUGAUCCAGUCUGUGAAGAAGCUGUCAGAUGUGAUGAUUUUGACAGUGUUUUGCCUCAGUGUGUUUGCUCUAAUUGGACUUCAGCUGUUCAUGGGGAAUCUAAGGAACAAGUGUGUCAUCUGGCCCAUUGAUCUCAAUGAGACCUAUCUGGAAAAUGGCACCAAGGGCUUUGACUGGGAAGAGUACAGCAACAAUAACUCGAAUUUUUACACAAUACCUGGGUUUCUUGAUCCAUUGUUAUGUGGUAACAGCUCCGAUGCAGGCCAAUGCCCUGAGGGCUAUACGUGCAUGAAGGCAGGCAGAAAUCCAAACUAUGGCUACACCAGCUUCGAUACCUUCAGUUGGGCUUUCCUGGCCUUAUUUCGCCUCAUGACUCAGGAUUUUUGGGAAAACUUGUAUCAAUUAACCUUGCGAGCGGCAGGAAAAACCUACAUGAUCUUCUUUGUCCUCGUUAUUUUUGUUGGUUCAUUCUACCUGGUGAACUUGAUUUUGGCUGUGGUGGCCAUGGCCUAUGAAGAGCAAAACCAAGCUACACUGGAAGAGGCAGAGCAGAAGGAGGCAGAGUUCAAGGCCAUGUUGGAUCAGCUGAAAAAGCAACAGGAAGAAGCCCAGGCUGCAGCCAUGGCCACUUCAGCAGGGACCGUCUCUGAAGACGCCAUAGAAGAAGAGGGAGAGGGUGGUGGAAGAAUGUCACAGAGCUCCUCUGAGGUCUCCAAGCUCAGCUCUAAAAGUGCCAAAGAGCGGCGGAACAGAAGGAAGAAGCGGAAGCAGAAGGAGCUGUCAGAAGGAGAAGAGAAAGGGGAUGCUGAGAAAGUCUUUAAGUCAGAAUCAGAAGACGGCAUGAGGAGGAAGGUCUUCCGCUUGCCAGACAACAGGUUAGGGCGGAAACUUUCCAUCAUGAACCAGUCACUGCUUAGUAUACCAGGAUCCCCAUACCUCUCCCGCCACAACAGUAAAAGCAGCAUCUUCAGUUUCAAGAGAGGUUUCCGCGACCCAGGUUCAGAGAAUGAAUUUGCAGAUGAUGAGCACAGUACUGUGGAAGAGAGCGAAGGCAGGAGGGAUUCCCUUUUCAUCCCAAUCCGGGGCCAUGACCGAAAAAGCAGCUACAGCGGUUACAGUGGCUACAGCCAGGGAAGUCGGUCGUCGCGCAUCUUCCCCAGCAUCCGCCGGAACGUGAAGCGGAACAGCACCGUGGACUGCAACGGCGUGGUCUCCCUGAUUGGCGGCCCAACCUCCAACCUCCCCAGUGGACGCCUUCUGCCUGAGGUGAAAAUAGAUAAGGCAGCUACUGAUGACAGCGGAACCACUGAGGUAGAGAUUAAAAAGAAAGCUACUGGGUCACUAUUGGUAUCAAUGGACCAACUAAAUGCCUCCUAUGGAAGGAAGGACCGAACCAACAGUAUAAUGACAGUCAUAACAAAUACCCUUGUAGAAGAACUGGAGGAAUCUCAAAGAAAAUGUCCCCCUUGCUGGUACAAAUUUGCCAACGUCGUCCUCAUUUGGGAGUGCCACCCAUACUGGCUAAAGUUGAAAGAGAUUGUCAACUUGAUCGUCAUGGACCCCUUUGUGGAUUUAGCCAUCACCAUAUGUAUUGUUCUGAAUACUCUGUUCAUGGCCAUGGAACACCAUCCCAUGACUCCAGCGUUUGAACAUGUCUUGGCCGUAGGAAAUCUGGUUUUCACUGGAAUCUUUGCAGCAGAAAUGUUUCUGAAGCUUAUAGCAAUGGAUCCUUACUAUUAUUUCCAAGAAGGGUGGAACAUUUUUGAUGGAUUUAUUGUCUCUCUCAGUUUACUGGAACUCAUGCUAGCAGAUGUGGAAGGGCUUUCAGUGCUGCGAUCCUUCCGACUGCUGAGAGUCUUCAAGCUGGCAAAAUCCUGGCCAACUCUUAACAUGUUAAUAAAAAUCAUCGGUAACUCGGUGGGUGCCUUGGGGAACCUGACUUUGGUGCUGGCCAUCAUUGUCUUCAUCUUUGCUGUGGUGGGGAUGCAGCUGUUUGGCAAGAGCUACAAAGAGUGUGUCUGUAAGAUCAAUCCUGACUGUGAGCUUCCUCGAUGGCACAUGAACGACUUCUUCCACUCUUUCCUUAUUGUCUUCCGUGUUCUCUGUGGAGAAUGGAUUGAAACCAUGUGGGACUGUAUGGAAGUGGCUGGACAGGCGAUGUGCCUUAUUGUCUUUAUGAUGGUGAUGGUCAUUGGAAAUUUAGUGGUGUUGAACCUGUUCUUGGCCUUGUUGCUGAGUUCUUUCAGUGCAGACAACCUUGCAGCAACUGAUGAUGAUGGGGAGAUGAACAACUUGCAGAUCUCCGUCAUUCGAAUCAAGAAAGGCAUCGCCUGGGCAAAGAUCAAAGUGCACGAACUUGUGCAAACCCAUUUCAAAAAGAGGGAGGCCGAUGAAGUUAAGCCCCUUGAUGAGUUGUAUGACAAGAAGAUGAACUGCAUUGCCAACCACAUGGGGGCUGAUAUCAACCGAGAGAUUGAUUACCAAAAGAAUGGCAAUGGCACCACCAGUGGCAUUGGGAGCAGUGUGGAGAAAUACAUCAUUGAUGAGGAUCAUAUGUCUUUCAUCAACAACCCAAACCUCACUGUCCGAGUCCCCAUAGCCGUGGGUGAGUCUGACUUUGAGAACCUCAACACAGAAGAUUUCAGCAGUGAUACCGAUCCCGAUGGCAGCAAAGAGAAACUGGAUGAUACUAGUUCAUCAGAGGGCAGCACUAUUGAUAUCAAGCCAGAAGCGGAAGAGGUUCCUGUUGAAGCACCAGAAGAGUAUCUGGAUCCUGAUGCAUGUUUCACAGAAGGUUGUGUGCAAAAGUUCAAGUGCUGCCAAGUUAGCAUCGAAGAAGGGCAUGGCAAGUCAUGGUGGAACUUGCGGAAAACCUGCUUCCUGAUUGUCGAGCAUAACUGGUUUGAGACAUUCAUUAUCUUCAUGAUCUUGCUGAGCAGUGGCGCUUUGGCCUUUGAGGAUAUUUACAUCGAACAGAGAAAAACCAUUAGGACCUGCUUGGAAUAUGCUGACAAAGUUUUCACCUACAUCUUUAUCCUCGAAAUGUUGUUGAAGUGGUGUGCCUAUGGAUUUGUGAAGUUCUUCACUAAUGCCUGGUGCUGGCUGGAUUUCCUCAUUGUAGCAGUCUCUUUAGUCAGCCUUAUAGCUAAUGCCCUGGGCUACUCGGAACUAGGUGCCAUUAAAUCCCUUAGGACACUCAGAGCCUUGAGGCCUUUAAGAGCGUUGUCCCGAUUUGAGGGGAUGAGGGUGGUUGUGAAUGCCUUGGUGGGCGCUAUACCAUCCAUUAUGAAUGUGUUGUUGGUCUGCCUUAUCUUCUGGCUGAUUUUCAGCAUAAUGGGGGUAAAUCUUUUUGCUGGGAAGUAUCAUUACUGCUUUAAUGAGACAGCUGAAUAUCGGUUCGAGAUAGAAGAGGUGAACAACGAGACAGACUGUUUCAAACUGAUGGAGCCCAACAGCACAGAGAUCCGAUGGAAGAAUGUUAAGAUUAACUUUGACAAUGUUGGUGCUGGGUACCUGGCCCUUCUUCAAGUUGCCACCUUUAAAGGCUGGAUGGACAUCAUGUAUGCAGCAGUGGAUUCCAGAAGGCAAAAUGAACAACCCAAAUAUGAAGAUAACAUCUAUAUGUACAUCUACUUUGUCAUCUUUAUCAUCUUUGGAUCCUUCUUCACCUUGAACCUCUUCAUUGGUGUCAUUAUUGACAACUUCAAUCAACAAAAGAAAAAGUUUGGAGGUCAGGAUAUCUUCAUGACAGAGGAGCAGAAGAAAUAUUACAACGCCAUGAAAAAACUGGGCUCCAAGAAACCUCAAAAGCCAAUUCCAAGACCUUUGAACAGAAUCCAAGGAAGUGUUUUCGACUUUGUCACCCAGCAAGCAUUUGAUAUACUAAUCAUGCUGCUCAUCUGCCUCAAUAUGGUGACCAUGAUGGUUGAAACGGACACACAGAGCAAGCAGAUGGAAGAGAUCCUCUACUGGAUCAACCUUGUCUUCGUUAUCUUUUUCACUUGCGAGUGUGUACUGAAAAUGUUUGCCUUGCGUCACUACUACUUCACCAUUGGCUGGAAUAUUUUUGAUUUUGUGGUUGUGAUUCUCUCCAUUGUUGGUAUGUUCUUGGCUGAAAUUAUAGAAAAAUACUUUGUGUCACCUACUCUCUUCAGAGUUAUCCGCCUAGCCCGUAUUGGCCGUAUCCUGCGCCUGAUCAAAGGAGCCAAAGGGAUCCGCACCCUGCUUUUUGCCUUAAUGAUGUCUUUGCCUGCCUUGUUCAACAUUGGCCUCCUGCUCUUCCUAGUUAUGUUCAUCUUUUCCAUCUUUGGGAUGUCAAACUUUGCUUAUGUCAAACAUGAGGCUGGCAUUGAUGACAUGUUCAACUUUGAGACCUUUGGCAACAGUAUGAUUUGCUUGUUCCAGAUCACUACCUCAGCCGGGUGGGAUGGUUUACUCUUGCCCAUUCUUAAUGGGCCUCCGGACUGUGAUCCGGACAAAGAGCAUCCUGGGAGUGGCUUCACAGGUGACUGUGGAAACCCCUCAGUGGGGAUCUUUUUCUUUGUUAGCUACAUCAUAAUCUCCUUUCUGAUUGUGGUAAAUAUGUACAUUGCCAUCAUUUUAGAGAACUUCAGUGUGGCAACAGAGGAGAGUGCUGAUCCACUGAGCGAAGAUGACUUUGAGACCUUCUAUGAGAUCUGGGAGAAGUUUGACCCCGAUGCCACACAGUUCAUUGAAUACUGCAAGCUGGCAGACUUUGCAGAUGCUCUGGAGCAUCCGCUGCGUGUCCCUAAGCCAAACACCAUUGAACUCAUUGCCAUGGAUUUGCCAAUGGUGAGUGGGGACCGGAUCCACUGCUUGGACAUCCUGUUUGCUUUCACCAAACGCGUCUUGGGUGAUAGUGGUGAACUAGACAUCCUGAGGCAGCAGAUGGAAGAGAGGUUUGUGGCUUCUAAUCCUUCCAAAGUGUCUUAUGAGCCUAUCACAACCACACUACGGCGCAAGCAAGAAGAGGUGUCCGCGUUGGUCAUCCAGAGAGCUUACCGGGCCCGCUUAGUAAGGAGGGGCUUUAUUUACCGAAAAAAUGUAUCCAAUAAGAUGGAAAAUGGAGGGACAAACAGAGAGAAAAAAGAAGGCACCCCAUCUACUGCAUCCCUUCCAUCUUAUGACAGCGUAACGAAGCCCGAGAAAGAGAAACAGCGAGCUGAAGAAGGGAGACGGGAAAGAGCAAGAAGGCAAAAAGACACAAGGGAAUCCAAAUAUUGAGAUGAUCAAUAAUAAUAAUAAUAACUCUAGAAAACUUGUGAGCAGAAAAGAUUGUUUACAAACUUCCUGAUAAAAUAUAUAUCAAUAGCGAACAGCUGUGGAGACACUUUAUCUGAAGAUCUUAUACCAAACAUAGUCUGCUUACUGUGUGACCAUGUUGCAUCUCAAAGCAGUGAUCUACCACCUGUUUAACAGACCCAUCUAGACAAAUAUAUUUAAACAAAACAACAGGAAACAAUGCAAAGGCGGGGGGAUAAAAGGAUUUUAUACUGUUUGGGCAGGUGGAUACUGCAUGUUCCACAUCAGUCAAUGCAACUUAGGACAAACAAGCAAAAUAAAACACACAGACACACACACUUAAGGGGAAAAAUCUGCUGCUUUAGGAUCCAUAUAUUUUUCCCAAAGGCAGCCAAAAUGGAUUUUAUUUUUUCUCAUUUUAUUGAAAGAAAACCCAGGAAAAAAAUAAUCACAUUCAAGGGUUUGUUUCUUCAUGCAAAACUAGAUUUUCGUACUUGACAUUUAGUUGAAGCUGCAAAAAAAAAUUAGAAGGAGGAAAAAAGUUGAGCAACAACAAAACGCUGAAAUGAAACAACACAUAUUUAGCCCAUGUCAUUUAAUCGUCAUAGUUUUUUUUUGGUAUUUAUUAUCUGCAUACUUCUUUAUUAUAUGGGCUUCACCGUGGUUUGAGAGUUGGGGGUAAUCAGGUGUUUUCAGCCUGCAAAACUCGCUCAGGCUGAUUCCAAAAAUAAAAUAAAAUAAAAUUGUGCUCGUUUCAAUGCAUAGAAAUGAUUUGCAUGAUGGCAUGCUGUGAUCAGGAAUCAUGCAUGAGGAAUCAUAAAACCACAAGACACUCAAUAUGCUGUCCAGGCUGUGUGUUAAGCCAUACGUUUGAGGCACUCCACUGACUACGGCACACUGUAUUUGGGAAGUUGCUCUGAGCUAUAACUAUGCCCUUCACCAAGUUACCAGUUUUUAAAUCAAUCCAGGCACCCUCCCAAAGGAGGGAGAGGGGGAAAAGUGAAACCAAGAAAUGAAAACAUGUUUGUGUGUAUAUUUAAUAACUUUCAUGCAGCCAUAUUUUUUGCACUUUUUAAAAGAAACACACACAACAACAACAACAACAACAACAAAAAACCAAAUGCUGCUCUAAAACUCUUUUGGUGAGAAGCCCAUUCAAGAAUGGUUUCUUAUACAAUGUCACUUUCAGAGAAAAAUGGUAGGGCUUCAAGUAAACCCACCUAGUAGUUUUGUAUCCUGCAACAUUUACGAUUACUCUUUCUCCUCUGUUUUGCAGCAUAGACUAUUUUAUUAGAGAUAAGCGUGUUUGAAGACAGCACAUUAUCUGUCAAAGGUGCAAUUUUGAGUAGUUACAUAUAGCAAUCUUUUCAGUUGCAGAGAAGUAGGUAGUGGGGUGUUCACAGCAUUAUGUGCCAUAAUUACAUGUAAACUGUUGCAUUCUUUGAGGGUAUUAUAACGUGGAAAAGGUAAUAACAAGGCACAAAGUUGAUGUAUUGAAAAGUGGGUUCUACCUAGUGAUCUUCUAUUGAUGUCCUACAACUUACAUUCUGAUGCUGCACAGUUUUAUUUGCUUCCCUUCUAGCUGUUUUUUUUCCUAAGAAAAGCUAACCAAAAAAAGGUUCCCAAUCCGAACCUCUUACUUUUGAUGAGCAAAGUAGCAGUGUGACAUGGGUGCAGCGCUGAGAGAAACCGCAUCAUAUAUGACGUGUGCCUUCACCAACUUCGCAUUUCACCCCACACCUGUUGUAUAGUAGUAAUAAUUUUAACUGUCCUGCAAAUUCAGGUAGGGAUGAAGAGCUACCUCUUGACUAUUAUCUCUAAAUUGAUGGGAGUCUUAUCCAGGGCUGGGUGGAGGAGUGACGCUUUGUGUUUCUAAGUUCGCACCUGGGCAUCUUUCAGUAUUUUGAAUCGUUCCGUUAUGUUACCUUUCACUAAGUCGACCAUCACCAAUAAUUCAAUUGUUUUAAGGGCACAGGUUCAGGGAACAGACCUUGCUGAUGGGUCAAAGGUUGCGUUGCACUAUUACAAAAGACUGUGUUCCAUCAUGCAGCUUAAAAGGAAGGCGUAGAGAGUGCUGCUAAUGGUUUCUAGAAAUCUGCAGAUAACGCUAAAUAUUUAGGACCUAUUGAAAGGCAACAAGCUGUUUGAAUGUGGACCAAAUCAAUUUUAUCUAUAAAAGGGCAAAAAAGGUUUAAAAAUAACUACUCAAAAUAUUCCAAAAGCAAAACAAAACCAAGAUAGCAAUGCCUUUUAGAUCAUGGGGAGAGGCUUUAAUCUAUAGAAUCCUGCAACCUAGAUGCCUCCUACAAGGGUCAUGUAAGCCAUUUGAUAGACAUCUGUGCCAAGUUGGACUAGCUACCAUGACAUCAGUGGGAAAAAUCUACUGUACCAGAUACCACAAGGAACAAGAUAUUUCUAUCCAGCUAGACUUACCCCACUUGCUCCUACAAAGUGUAUAAUACAAAAAUAAAAAUUACAUGCAUAUGUACAGGCAACAUUGUAAACAGCACAACAACAAAAGCUGAAAAGUGUGGUUGAACUUUUUAAAAGAAUAUUAUAAAUACUGUAAUAUACCAUUUUAUUUUAAUGGCAUGUCUUUUUGUAAAUAACAAAGGACUACAGAAGAUUAAAUAGAAUGGCUUCUGGCUUAUGCCACUGUCCAUGUUUAAUUUUAUAUCUCUCUAUCUAUAUAUAUAUAAUACAUUUAUCUCUUUCUUUUUUUUCCACUUUUGGGAUUAUGUCAAUUUAUGUGCAUCCCCACAGAGGAAAAAAAUCCUCCCAAACAGACACAAAGCAAAGCUUUAUUGCAAAAUUAUCUUUACAACAACAGAUAUAUUAGACUAUUUUGGUUCUGAGGUGCAAUAUAUUUUGACCACUUCUAUGCAAGAUUUGGCUAAAUGUUAUAAUUGUUCUUUAGCUGGACUACUGUUCCAUAUGAAAAGCUUGGUACAUGUAGUGUUUGUGCUGUCAAAUUUUAUUAAGCAAUUUUUAGUAAAACUGCCCUGCAAUCUAUAUUUACCUUGGGUCAUUAUUUAGUGAUACUUGAAUUUUCUUACAUUACACUAGCUUUGCUUAAGAAUAAAAGUUAUUAACAAACAGCUUCAAAGUUGUGGGCUAUGACCAACUGUAAAAUGAAUAAUUCAACUUUUUUCUAGUCUCUGCACUAUAUUUCUUAUAUUGUUCAUGUUUGUUUCAAGCAGUUAUUUCCAUCAACCAGACUUUACAGAUGUUGGAAGACUCUCUCUGUAUUUGCAUCAGCAUUAAUUACAGAUGAGAAUGCUAAGAAAACGUGGUCCAAAAUGAAAAAAACAUGAUGGCAGAUUGAUUUUUUAAAAUGUUAUAUGAAUAUAUACAAAAUUAUAAAGUUGCCAACAAAAAUAAUAUUUUUUUAGUUUAGCAAAAAUGUCCGAUGGUUUUUUUUAAGAAGGUCAAAGUAGAAAAUCAGAAAAAUCUCAACAUAAUUGAGACCCGUUAGAAAUGAAAUGUUUAAUUGUACUUUUUUAUUUCCAUCCCGCUGCUAAGUGAUAUGAGGUAGGGUUGGGUCAGCUUGCUGAAAUGUAUAGAUGAGAAUAUUUUAAUUCGUUUUUGUUUAGAUGUCAUUUUGCUUUAUUUGGAUAGGUAGAAAUAAGGAAAGGAACAACCUAAUUUCUGGACUUUCUAGCAAAAUGGGCAGUGGAGAUUCUUAAUGCCCAGUGAAGAAUGGAAAUUUGCUUUGUGGGGAAAUCUUGAUGGAAGAUUUUCCAUCAAGAAGCUCUAAGCAAAUAAGCUCUUGUUCUUCAAGUCACUUGCUAUCAACCUGGAGACAGAGCUUGUCACUUUUCAUGAACUCAGGUCGCCCUCUGAUCCCUGCUCCCCGGUGAAACUGCGAAGGCCCUGCUCAGGCAUCCCAGGCUGCAACUAAAUACUAGAAACGCUGCAGCAGACUUUGAAAGCAAACGUAAUUCCAACAGUGAAUUUUUCAUGCAACUAUAAUUACAAUAAUACUAGCCAGAUAGACUACAGGCAAGUUGUAUAUGUGAAAUGUUGAAUGUGUUGAAUAUUUAGGAUGCAAAAUGGUUGCGGAGAUGCAAAUCCAGUGUUUUUAUGAAGAUGUCAAUAAUUCAAGCUUUCCUCACCCCACAGAAAGUAAAAUCAGAUAUUGACAAGGCAAACAAAACUGGAUUUCAUAUGAAGAAGCGAGACUUCUGAAAUGUUAAGAGUUAGUAUUCUAUGAGGCAUAAUUCUGUUUCUAUGGUUAUCUGUCAAAUAUCAUUGGAGACUGUGCUGUUGGAGACAAGAACACUUCUCUUGGCAGGUUUGACUGUUAGAAGGGAUUAGAAUAGUAAGUAUAUCAGCAAAAUAAAUGUUACUCCAGCUUGAAAUGCAUAUAGUUCUCCCAGUGUUAACCUGUAUGUAAAGCAAUCCAUGGGUUGUCAAUUUCUCUAUGUGUUUUUUUAUGAACAGAGAGAGCAGGAAGGAAAUGCCUUCUUACCUGUAGGAAACUGCAUUUAUUUUAUUUUUUUACCUUUUUUGUUUUGUUGUGUAAAAGAGCAACUAUGAUGUAGCACUAAUUUCACCUUUAAUUCAGUCUUCCGGUUUAGACUUUCUGAUAAAAAGUAAAUGCCGCAGGAUUGUCAACUCAAUCAGGUCGUCAUCUUGAGUUUCCAUAGGCCUCUUUUGAUUUGACUCUGCCCCAUUCACCACUGUGGAAGGUUUGCAUAUUAUCCUAAGGAGAGGGGACUAAUUCAGUGGUGGUGUGCAUGUUUUGCAUGAUGGUUCAAUCCCUGGCACCUCUAGAUAGAUAACAAGUGAUGAAAUAAACCUUCUCUACCUGAAGACAUGGCAAAUAGAUGCCAUUAAUAGCACUGGGCUAUGGAGAAUUGGUUGGAACUGAUGUAAGAUGGUUCUCCAUGUUACUAGAUAGUUUGGUGGCUCAGCUUGAUUGCUAUAGGAAACCACACAUUUGAAAAGCUCCAUAGUCAUCACAGGCCAAAUAACCUACAUUUGAAUGUUUCCAGUUCUAGUGUAUAAAGGAAAUCUGGCUUUAUGUUUCAUAUGUUAACAAAAAGAUUUCUAUAGAGAGGUUGACUUUUAAGAGUUUAAUUAAUAAAGAGGUAGCUUUAGUAGUCGAAAUCAGACUUGCCAGGUUGAUAACUUUUAUGUAGUAGUUUUGCCAAAUAUAUGGUUAUGGCAGUUAACCAGGAAACAGUGCCAUUCAUGUAUGAUUGUCUUUAGGUUGCACUAAUAUAUUGAUGGACUAUAGAGGAGGAAAAGGAAGAAACAUCAAUAUAUGGUUUAAAGACACAAACUGCUGCUAAGCAUUGAUUUAUUGCUAUCCUACAAACCUUGCUUAUUGCUAUAUUUCAAACUUUGAGAGAGGAAAGACAAGAACUAAGUGGUCUGAAUAUUAGCCUUGGGACAAGAAGUUUAAUUUUUUUAAAAACUGUUAUAAAAUUCCCUGUCAUACAGGGUAGAUUCAGGUAUAAUGAACUGGUCCAAUUUGUGGUCCGGUGAAAGUAUGUUGUGGAACUGAGUUUUUGUUGUACAAACAUGGUUGUCUUUUGACAACCAACAGAAAGAAACUGAGCCAUUGGUUACCUAUUGUUGCAAAAUAAAAAAUGGAAAUGAGAAGAAAACAUUAUACUCCAUAUUGUAACAUGUUUUCAACAUGCGCUUCUCAAUAGCUGAAAAAAGGAGGUUUGUGUUCACUCUGUUUGGAGGCACCUAUCUCUCAGAUCUUACAGUGUUGAAAUAAUACUGAAGCUUGUAUAGAAAGGCCUGAAAGUUCAUAUAUAUAUAUGUCUUUGAAACAGAGUAGCAAAUUGAAAGAAUAUCUCUGUCUUUGCAAAUGUGAGGAUCUUAAAACAAAGGGUUCAAAUACAAUGAUUCAUAUGCGGUGCAGGGGGGACCAUAGCUGGAAGCACUGGAUUUUCUGACCAUUGCCAUGCUCAUAAUUUCAGUUUCAAGGCUAUGCACCAGAAUGAAAAUGUCCUUACCUGAUAUUGCAAGGGACCUGUUCCCAUCAAGUUCCCCACCGGAACCUGAGCCUUCUUUUGAAUGGGAUAUAUAUUUUGAUAAGGCCAAUUGGCUAAUCAAUAAAAAUUGUUUUGAAUGGGAUAUAUAUUAAAUAAGUAACUUUACAAGCACCACGUGCUCUUUGUCCGAUCCCUCUGUGGCCGUCUUCUGUGUCUUGGAAACUGUUAUCUCCAAUAACAGUAUCUUCUAGGGCUUUAGUCGCACGUAGGUCAGUGGAUGCCCAGAUUUCAGCUUACAGCAGUUCUGAAUCCAUCCACUGGAAGGCAGUGAUAUGCCUAUAAGCAUUGCACUUUAAAUUCUUUCUUCUAUCAGCUUUCUAUGUUCUCUUUAAAAAAAACCUUUCCAUUUAAAGGGCUGAGGGUGACACACCUUUGCUACACAUAUUAACUUUGCCUAGUGACACACACAUUUUCCCCCUUUGCAGGCCCAGCAAAAGAAGAGAGCUUCUUUGAUGUGUUUCCUCUGUGGAAAUCACUUCUGCUAGAAGGAAAAACACCCAUAUUCCGUUUUCUACCUUCCUCUAAGGCUUGCCGAAGGUCCAGCAAAGAUAGCUUCUUGGUUAACAUUUUUCCUAUAUGGUGAUCAGGAAAUCUGUGAGAGGGAAAAACUGACAGUUUCUACAAAGCAUCAUUGCUUGCUAUUUACAAGCUGGAAGUGGAUCCCGGGGAAGAGUGGGUAACUGAGUGCUCAGGUACACUCAGAUUCAGUGCACAGAAGAGGGCCACACUAAUGAAACAGUCUUAAUACAGCGAAUUCCCAGGCUCAUCUACAUUGCCAUAUAAUGUGGUUUAACUGCAUUGAACUGCAUUAUAUGGGUCUACACUGCCAUGUAAUGUAGUUCAGUGCAGUUAAACUGCAUUGUGGAACUGCGUUAUGUGGUAGUGUAAAUGGGCCCUCUGUUAACCAGAAUUCAAGGAACAGGAACUCUCAAGCAAGUGGCAACAAAAUUGAAGAAAUACUUUAAUUUUUAAAUAAAGCUGUUUUCAUAAUACAGUAAAACUAUGGGCCCUUCCACACAGUCAUAUAACCCAGAAUAUCAAGGAAGAUAAUCCACAAUAUCUGCUUUGAACUGGGUUAUCUGAGUCCACACUGCCAUAUAAUCCAGUUCAAUGUGGAUUUUAUACAGCUGUGUGGAAGGGGCCUAUGUUACAUUAAGUUUGUCUUUAUUGGUCUUAACUUGCUUCCAAUUGCAAUAUUUCAAUAUUACUAUUAAGUCCAUACACAGUUUAUGGUAUAGUAUGAGGUACAGGAUUAGUUUAGACCUAUUUUAAUAGUAUCUCUCAAGCAACCACAAACUGCAUUUAUCCAGCAUCUACCAAUCCCAAUUGAUGCAAGUUAACUGAGAAUCUGUAUAUAAGGUUUUUGGUGGCUGCAAUUUUUAUUUCUUACUCCUUUGGUAGCUAUCCUUCAGUCAAUGGACUGAAAUUUUCUCAGAGAGACCGAGAGAUAAGGCUCGUGUAAUCAUGGGAGGGAGGGACACUGAGUAUAAAUUGCAAGCCAACUGUAAGAUAUUUUGUUGGUAGGCCUUACCAGUGAUCGGUGCAUUCAAUGGGCCCUGCAACCUUUGUAUUAAUGGUAAAAUUGAUGUUUGGAAAGUUACACUCAGUCUGGCUUCUUUACAUACUUAGCCACCACAAAUAGUAAAUGGUCUCCAUAUAGGAAAAAAAUGCCAGGAGUGAAGCAUCUCUGUGAGGGUAAAAGGAUUACCGUUUAGUGAUCCUGCUCUUUCACAAAUUCAGAGCAGAAAUCCAAGAAUCAUGAGUCUCUGCUGUCCAGUAUAAGAGAUUCUCCUAUCAAGCCAAUUUGGAAUUUUGUGAGGGAAAAUAAUUAGACGGGGGAAAAUAUUAACAAAAUUUCCAGAUAAUGUUAGGAAUUGCUUAACACUAGCUGUCACAUCAAAUAUACACAUCCAGAUUUUCCCCUAUAUUGCUGCAUGUUGCAUUUGUAGAGAGGUAUGUCCCUGUGAGAGAGAGAGAGGGGGAUAAAUUGGGGAGUGUGUUUGUCUCAAGGAGAAGGUGGAAUUCCAGGCAUUGCCUGAAUAUUGCAAAACAACUCUGGUGAUUUCUGUUUCCAAUUCCACCAUUGUGUGCGUGUGGAGGGAGAAACCAGGGCAGGAGGGUGGGGGGAGAGGGGGAGAGAGAGACUUUUAACAAGUCACCUGACCUCUCUAUGUGCCUCAGUUUUACCCAUCUGUAAAACGGGUAAUAACCUACCUCACAGGGGUGUUGUGAGGCUUAAUUUAAUGUCGGUUCAAAUGCUUUUCUGAGGUUCAUAACUGAAAGUGCUCUCCUAGAUGUGCACAGGUCAGAACCAUGGACUAAAGAGGAAGCAUAUCAUGAUGGUGCCAUUGAUGCCAAAAUUUAAGAAAGUCACUGCUACCGCUUUUUUAAAAAAAUGAUAUCAGGGCAAACAUUUUAAUUUUUGGUUGCAAUUUGCUUGUGUCCCCUCUCGAAAUAUAUGUUUGUUUCCUGCCCCUUUCAACCCCAACCUCUAUAUUUUGUUCUGUUUUAAGAUGACAACAACAAAAAUGGGAACAGAGGAAUUUGGGAGAAGGGAGGGGAGAGGAGUGAGAAUGUGUGUUAAAAAAAACAAAGCCUACUUCUACAACAAAAACGUUGGAUUGAAAGAUUAACGUCUGAAUUCUUUGAUUUCCUUUGUACUGUACAUCUUUUUACUUUGAAAUUUGCAAUAAAAAGUUAUGUCCA